Molecule: messenger RNA, 1956 nt
Organism: Histoplasma mississippiense
Lineage: Eukaryota; Fungi; Ascomycota; Eurotiomycetes; Onygenales; Ajellomycetaceae
Exons: 5
Coding region: 1-1956 (651 amino acids)
Biological process (GO): DNA topological change; DNA replication; chromosome segregation
Cellular component (GO): nucleolus; chromosome
Molecular function (GO): DNA binding; DNA topoisomerase type I (single strand cut, ATP-independent) activity
Source: RefSeq, a predicted model, not a curated record
AUGAACUCCUCAGAUGAUGAUGUGCCCCUUGUUGGCAAGCGAAAAUCUAACGGACACUCCAAGGCAACAUUUGCGCUCUCAGAUGAGCUGAUUUCGAAGUCCACUGAUCCGUCUGUUAGCGCAUCCCCGAAGGUGAAUGGAUACGCGAACCCCGGAUUGACCAUUCGCCAUGGGCCAGUCGACCCCCAGGAUGCCGAGAUGCAUGACGCCGAAGUGAAUGGGGCAGGCCUAAGCAAGCGAAAAUCAAGAGGAAGCGAUAUGAUCCGGAAGUCGUAUGCGGAACCUGAGAGCAGUGAGGAGGAUAAGCCAUUGAGCAAGCGCCGCCGCGUCUCAGCGCAGCAGAAAAUGGAUGACUCCGACCCUGACGACGCCCCUAUCAUAUCUAAGCUGGCUAAAGGGAAAGCAAAAGCAGUCACCGUAUCACAGUCUGCCACGGAUGGUUCCCUUGGGAAAGAUCUAAUGGCGGAGAAGAGUAGGAUAGAAGAGCGGGCCGGGAAGGAAGCGAAAGCUAUUCGCAAACAAGAAAGCGCUGAAAUUGCAGCAAAGAAAAAGACUCCAGCCAAGGCUACUACUACGGACAAACGUGGAAAGGGCAGGAAAGCUCUUGUAAAUGGCAUUAAGAUAUCGGAGUCCAGCGAUGAAGAUAUUCCGCUGGCCCGAAAAGUGCCUGCCAAGAAGACAUCAAAAGCUGUAAAAGCUGAGCCUGCAGAUACAAAGAAAACGAAAGCCAAGGCUGCAGUGAAAAAUGAGUCGAGCGAAGAACUCGAGGCGGAAGAUGCAGAGGAGGAAUAUCGCUGGUGGGAAGAUCCCGCCAAAGGCGAUGGCACUAUCAAAUGGACAACUUUGGAACAUAAUGGUGUCAUAUUCCCUCCUCCAUACGAGCCACUCCCUAAACAUGUCAAGAUGAAAUACGACGGCAUUCCAAUCACACUCGCCCCCGAAGCUGAAGAAGUCGCUGGAUUUUUCGGCUCCAUGCUUAACUCCACCCACAAUGUUGAGAACCCAACAUUCCAGAAAAACUUCUUCACUGACUUCACUGCCUACAUUAAGAAUUCUGGCGGUGCAAAGGACCCGAAUGGAAACCCAGUAGCCGUCAAGUCAUUUGAGAAGUGUGAUUUUAAACCAAUCUUCGAGUACUAUGAGGCAGCACGUUUGGAGAAAAAGAGCCUCCCGUCUGCGGAGAAGAAACGACUCAAGGCCGAAAAAGAUGAACUUGAAGCUCCAUACAUGUAUUGUAUGUGGGACGGAAGGAAGCAGAAAGUUGGCAAUUUCCGCGUUGAGCCUCCCGCUCUAUUUCGCGGCCGUGGCGAACAUCCAAAAACUGGUAAAGUGAAGACUAGGGUCAUGCCAGAGCAAAUCACCAUCAACAUUGGCAAAGAGGCCAAAGUCCCGGUACCUCCUCCCGGUCACAAAUGGAAGGAAAUUAAACACGAUCAGGAGGGGACUUGGUUAGCUAUGUGGCAGGAAAAUGUCAACGGCAACUACAAAUAUGUCAUGCUUGCUGCUAAUUCAGAUAUCAAAGGACUGAGUGAUUACAAGAAGUUUGAAAAGGCUAGGGAACUCAAGAAACACAUUGAUCGGAUCCGUAAAGAUUACAAGAAAGGCCUGAAACACGAACUCAUGUCGGAGCGGCAGAAAGCCACUGCCGUCUACCUUAUUGAUCAGUUCGCUCUUCGUGCUGGAAACGAAAAAGGCGAAGACGAGGCCGACACAGUUGGAUGCUGCUCGCUUAAAUUCGAGCAUGUCACCCUUAAGCCUCCAAAUACGGUUAUUUUCGACUUUUUGGGUAAAGAUAGCAUUCGGUUCUAUGACGAGGUGGAAGUGGACCCGCAGGUCUUCAAAAACCUCAAGAUCUUUAAGAAGCCGCCCAAGAGGGAAGGCGAUGAAAUAUUUGACCGCCUCACCACAUCGUCUGGUUGGGACAACCGGGACUCCCCGCCACAGUUGAUCACAUAG